Messenger RNA from Sphenostylis stenocarpa, 2328 nucleotides. NCBI's taxonomy places the organism in Eukaryota, Viridiplantae, Streptophyta, Magnoliopsida, Fabales, Fabaceae. The record is from the annotation of a GenBank genome assembly.
AUGCGGCAUGCAAAUCAUAAAGUAUCGGCUAGAAAGGUAGGAGGAGGAGGAGGAAAUGGAAUAGUGGCAGUGGCUGUAGACAAGGAUAAAGGAAGCCAAUACGCUCUUAAAUGGGCUGUUGAUUCUCUGCUCGCCAGAGGUCAAACUGUUUUUCUCAUCCACGUCUUGCACGGGACAUCCUCACCUGUUCCCACAGGGGGUAGCGAGGCCAUCAUAUGUAACAUCACCGAUUCAUCUUCAUCUCUGCAGAGAUUCCAACUUGAUAACACUACCAAGGAUUUGUUUCUCACUUGCCAUUGCUAUUGUACACGCAAAGAUAUACAAUGCCUUGAUAUCCUACUCGAAGACAAUGAUGUUGUGAAAGCAAUAACAGAAUAUGUCUCUUAUGCUGCAAUUGAGAACUUGGUGGUUGGUUCAACAUCCAGGCAUGGGUUUAUUCGAUUUAAGUCAUCAUCAACUGCAUCAAGUAGCAUAUCAAAGGGGGUGCCGGACUUUUGUACCGUGUUUAUCAUUUCAAAGGGAAAAAUCUCCUCAGUUCGGAAUGCUACUCGUCCAGCCGCACAUACAUCCCCACUUCUGAGCCAUAUACGUAAUCUAAACAAGGACGAAAAUCAACCUGAAGUACCCUUCAGAAAUAAGAAUACAGGAGAAAGGACGUCAAUCAAACCUCAGAACUGGCUUGAUGAAUCUAUUACGUCUCCAUUUCCAAGGGGAAGACCGAGUAGAAUAUCAUUGGACUUCCCAGAAUCAGAUACGGAAAUAUCAUUUGUAAGCUCCGAGAGGCCUAGCACUGCUCGUUCAUCCUCCGUUUAUGACUAUAUUGAGGCAGGCCGAACUUCUCGAGUUUCUACUAGUUCAGAUCAUAGCUAUGGAUCGACCCGAUUAGGACUCAAAUUCAAUGACCCCAAUUCACCCGAUACGUCAUUCUCACAUGAAAGCAAUGGAACAUCAUUCACGUAUUCAUCACAGAGCUUGGAUGAAGCAGCAGAAGCUGAUAUGAGGAGGCUGAAACUUGAGUUAAAGCAAACGAUGGAAAUGUACAGUACAGCAUGCAGAGAAGCACUAACAGCUCAGCAGAAGUUAAUGGAGUUGACCCACUGGAGAAUUGAGGAAGAAAAAAAAUUAGAAGAGGCACGAUUGUCUGAGGAAGCUGCGCUAGCAAUUGCAGAGAAAGAGAAAGCAAGAUGUAGAGCAGCCAUGGAAACUGCUGAAGCAUCUAAGAAAAUUGCCGCGGUUGAAUCACAUAGAAGAGCGAGUGCUGAAGUUAAAGCUCUCAAAGAAGCAGAGGAAAUGAGGAAGCUUUUGGACAAUCUAGCGCAAACUGAUGUAAGAUAUAGGAGAUACGGUAUCGAGGAGAUUGAAGUAGCCACUAACUUCUUUUCUGAAUCCCAGAAAAUCGGGGAAGGAGGUUAUGGCCCUGUUUAUAAAUGUAUCCUUGAUCACACUCCAGUUGCUGUUAAGGUUCUACGUCCAGAUGCUGCUCAAGGGAGGACACAGUUUCAGCAAGAGAUUGACAUACUGAGCUGCAUGCGACAUCCAAACAUGGUGCUUCUUCUAGGAGCGUGUCCAGAGUAUGGCAUACUGAUUUAUGAACAUAUGGCUAAUGGAAGCUUAGAAGAAUGCCUGUUUCACAAAAGGAAGAAGAAUGUUCUGUCCUGGCAGCUGAGGUUCCGAAUUGCUGCAGAGAUAGCAACGGGCCUAUUAUUCCUUCAUCAGACCAAGCCUGAACCUUUAGUACACCGUGAUCUGAAACCAGCCAACAUUUUGCUAGACCAGAAUUAUGUGAGUAAAAUAGGCGAUGUUGGAUUGGCAAAGCUUCUCCCAGCAGUAGCUGAAAACGUAACACAAUGCUGCAUGACAUCAGCAGCUGGAACAUUUUGUUAUAUUGAUCCUGAGUAUCAGCAAACAGGAAUGCUUGGCGUGAAGUCGGAUGUUUAUUCUCUGGGAAUCAUUUUUCUUCAAUUAUUGACAGGAAGGCCUCCAAUGGGAUUGGCUCACCGCGCCGGAGAGGCUUUAGAGAAGAACAGGUUUGAGGAAAUGCUGGACCCAUCUGUCACCGAUUGGCCUCUUCAACAAGUCUUGUGCCUUGCGAAGAUAUCAAUCAAGUGUGCGGAACUCAGGCGAAAAGACAGGCCAGACCUUGCCAAAGUAGUGUUGCCAGUGCUCGAUAAACUGAGAGACUUUGCCGAAGAAAAAUUGCCCAUCAUUUUGAGAUGCACUGCACCUUCACCCAGUUACAGUGAAACUUUCCUGCAACAGGAUAUGAUGAGUGACCCGCGGCUUGUACAUUCCGUAGGCUCAUCAGCUCCGUCAACGCCCACAGACUGA